Molecule: messenger RNA, 1210 nt
Organism: Notothenia coriiceps (black rockcod)
Lineage: Eukaryota; Metazoa; Chordata; Actinopteri; Perciformes; Nototheniidae
Product: helix-loop-helix protein 2-like
Exons: 2
Coding region: 509-883 (124 amino acids)
Biological process (GO): regulation of transcription by RNA polymerase II
Molecular function (GO): DNA-binding transcription factor activity, RNA polymerase II-specific; RNA polymerase II cis-regulatory region sequence-specific DNA binding; protein dimerization activity
Source: RefSeq, a predicted model, not a curated record
UUAUCUUGCAUAUGACACUGUGUGGAAGAAAGGCUGGAGGAAGAGCCAGAGAGAGAGGGGGAUUAUCUGUGAGCUGCAUCCGAUCCUCUGCACCCUGACACGGGAGAGCCUCGCUUAUCUCCCCCCUUCAUCCCCAUCUUCCAGGGACGAGUUCUCCACUGUCUCUUCUUUUGUCUCUGGAUCCCACGGACUGACUCAUCACUCUUAUCUCUCUUCUUUUUUUGUUGUAUUAUCACAUUUGUCUCGUGCAGGAGCAUUCACCCUGCCUGACUUGUGACCCCCCAUGCUGCAAGUUUCCAUGCUGACAGAGUCCAGAUAGAUUAUUUUAUUUCGGAGAGUCUGAAGGUGCAUCUGUUGAACAUCUGAUGGUUGUUUCGGUGGAAUAUGACUUAAUUUGGAGUUGAAGCUCCGCCAAAGCGCGCUUUUUAAGUUCGUUUCCAGAAGAGUUUUGCUUCCAAAUUAUUUGUCAAGUUUCUCACGGAGGAGUGACAGCCAACAGAGAAUAAAGAUGAUGCUCAGUCCGGACCAGACGGAGGCCGACCUCUCCUGGACUCAGUCCGACCCGGAGUCCAUCCUCAACGGCCUCAAGUCCACCGGCUGCACCUCGGACGAGCCCUGCACGGAGGGCGAGGACCGGCCCAGAUGCAGAUCUGACCAGCCCCUGAGCCGGGAGGAGAAGAGGAGGCGGAGGAGGGCCACGGCCAAGUACCGCUCGGCCCACGCUACCAGAGAGCGGAUCCGGGUGGAGGCGUUCAACGUGGCCUUCGCCGAGCUGAGGAAAUUACUCCCCACCUUGCCCCCGGACAAAAAACUCUCCAAGAUCGAAAUACUCAGACUGGCUAUAUGCUACAUCUCCUAUCUCAAUCACGUGCUGGAUGUUUAAAAGUGACCCCCACCCCCCCAUGAAACAGACAUGCUUUGGUUUGGGCUGAAGACUCAAGCGCGUAAAUGCUGUGCGUCAGUUGGGUAUGGCAAGGUUGGCUGAGGAGGGGGACGGAUACGCGAUAUUUUCGUAGCCUUUCAUUUAGUGCAGAGAUGACCUGGAGAAAAUGUGUUUAAAAAAACAGAAUAACGUUAAAUGAUUGGAGGUUAAGGACAAUAUUUGUGUGCUACAAUAUGAGUGAAAUGCAGGGACUCAAAUUCAAUAUUUAGGUUUUAAUUACAACAGAAUCAGCUCACUUAAAAUACAAAUCUAUGAAAUAUUCCCCUC